AUGACGGGGCAGAAGGAAUUUCUGCGAGACUUAAAGCUCACUCCAAAUGCUGGUUAUGUAACAUAUGGAAACAACUCCAAUUCAGAAAUUCGUGGUUAUCGAACUCUCACCAAUGGAAACUUCUCUAUUUCACAUGUUGCUUAUGUAACUGAUUUGAAACAUAACUUGAUAAGUGUUGCUCAGCUCACUGACUCAAGUCGUCGUGUGGAAUUUUGCAAGAAGUAUAGCUAUGUGAUGACUGAAGACCGAAAAGAAUGUUUGAUAAAGUCACUCUGCAACAAGAACAUGUAUCCGCUUGACAUCAACAUGAUUAUUGGUAAACUGCAACUCUGCCUUCUCUCCAAAGUUGUUCCUGACGUUAGUUGUUUAUGGCACCGAAGGCUCGCUCAUCUGAAUUUUCGGUACAUGAAUGAUCUUGUAUCAGAUGAAAUGGUAAGAGGUUUACCUCUUCUCAAGUUUGAAAAUGAUCACUUGUGUGUUGCUUGUGAGUGUGUUGAAAGAAGCAACAAAACUCUCAUUGAAGCUGCUCAAUCCAUGAUGAACUUCGCAAAUCUACCUCUUUAUCUUUGGGCUGAAGCUGUAUCCACUGCGCGCUUCACUCAGAAUCGAAGUAUCAUCAAUCGACGCCUCAACAUAACACCAUAUGAAGCAAUGAAUGGUCGGAAGCCAUCAAUAUCAUUUCUUCAUGUCUUUGGAUGCAGAUGCUUCAUCAAGAACAAUCGUGAUCAGCUUACCAAGUUCCAACCUAAAGCUAAUGAAGCCAUUUUCCUUGGGUACUCCUCAAAAUUGAAAGCCUACAGAGUUCUUAACCGGAGAACUCGUGUUCUGGAAGAAAGCUCUGAUGUUACUUUCGAUGACAACUUCGUUCGGAAUUCUGGUCCUACUCACAUUACAACUCACAUCAUGGAGUCUGAUGCUCCUCCGCCAGGAUGUCCGAACUAUCAGACAAUUCUUGAAGUUGACUUUGAAACUCUCUUUGGUCUUUCCAAAACCGCUCUUGAUUCGGAAUCUCGAUCAAGACCAUCUCUUAUUCCAAUCCCUGCUUCUAAAGCCCCAGUCUCACAAAACGCUUCUCAGUUCCCUUCUGAUGAUGAUGCUAACCUCUCCGGUUUAUAA
Lactuca sativa (garden lettuce) is the source of this 1116-nucleotide messenger RNA. RefSeq lists its product as uncharacterized. Gene Ontology annotation, molecular function: nucleic acid binding. The record is from RefSeq and is a predicted model, not a curated record. NCBI's taxonomy places the organism in Eukaryota, Viridiplantae, Streptophyta, Magnoliopsida, Asterales, Asteraceae.